Messenger RNA from Asterias rubens (European starfish), 2622 nucleotides. Its product is annotated as myb-like protein U. The record is from RefSeq and is a predicted model, not a curated record. The transcript has a single exon. Lineage: Eukaryota; Metazoa; Echinodermata; Asteroidea; Forcipulatida; Asteriidae. The coding region runs from base 530 to 1915 and encodes 461 amino acids.
ACGUAAACUUGAGUUGUCCUCUAAUGUGAUUUUGAUUAGUCAAUAGUCAAGUUGAGCCGUUUACUUAGUUGUUGGCAGGUGGUUAUUGGCAAAACCAACAUGCAUUUUGAACACCAUGGAGAUGAACAUUGCAGUCUACCGUGAUACACCGUUAUGACUACUAUACAAAGAGGCUGUCGAGUAACGCUGGAGCGCUAAACAUGAUGUUGAGUACACUUAAUGGCAUGCUUCAAUGACUACUUCAGAGGAUAGGGUUGACUCAGUGAGUCUAGUUGGGGUUUACACACAAUUAAAAUGAGCGAAAAUGUGUAUUUCAACGUCUGUCAGAGAGACUGAAAACUAUUUUGUGAAACAACUAUUUUUAAACAUCAAAUUGUGUGAAGGUUCAACUAGUAUUCCUGUGAAAGACAAAACACUAUGUAUUUUCGCAUGGACGGAUCUGUUUUGAACAAAAGUAAAGUAUGUGUACAUGUACUUUUCUUUCUAAAGAAAAUAACUGUUUUAUUUGUCAGCAAUCGUCUAAACUGAAAUGGGUUCCCGCGCCGAGAAAAAGCAGCCAGGCGCUCUGGUCGGCGAGAAAUCUCAGACGGUCUACUCCGCAAACUGGAAACUGGACACCAUGUUACAGAAGAACUUACAAAUGCUUGACGUCUCUAAGCAUAGAGUUGGCCACCGGAUCUCCAUGGACCAGAGAGUGGUGAACAAGCGGUUCCAGAUCAAACUCAACCGUUCCAAACUCACCCAUGCCCGCAUGACGGGAAACAGGGAGCUCCUAAGAGAGUUAAUCCACCGAGACAACUACACCUUCAACACGAGCGUCGGCGGUCAGGACGACAAAUACAAGGUCAAGAUCAGCCCGACUCACACCCCGAACCAACAGUCUUCCGAGGAAGAAGGCAAGGAUAAGGAGGCUCUUAAAUACGGGAACGGGAAGGGGGUCAGACCUGCUGCCACAUCCAUCGUGGUGGUUGAACCGACUGGGAAUGACCGGCUGAGGAGCAGCACAAAUGCUGUUUAUAAACCUGGAACUGAAGCAGUUCCUCUUGGUAACAACAACAAGAGACCCAAGAGUACGAACAACAGGCCACCGAGUUCGAACAACAUGCCGACAAGUUCGAACAACAGACCCACGAGUUCGGUGUCGAUCGCUCCCAGGACAAUCACGAGGAGGCCGGCGACUGCCGUGACGGCUCACCCGCGGCAAACGCUUCAAUCGAACUCAUCAACGGGCGGAGUGGUGCCCGGUAACCCCCAAAACGCGACGAAAACACGAAACGAGCCUGUUGAUUCCAAUCAAACAAACUCUAGAACUAGACCCAAAACCGCAAUGCCUGGCUUCUCAAAGACCAGCAGUGUUGCCAAACCUGCCAGGCCCAAAACGGCCGUGGCAAGACCCACUGACAAAAAAGGUAAUGACCAUCUCAAAGCCCCGACACCGGAAGGUCAAAACCCAUCCCCGCAAUCAAGACCCAACUCGUCCACCAACCCCCAGAAAAAACGGCCACAGAGCAAGCAGAAACACACCAUGCCGAGCAUCUUCGGAGAAGAAAAACGACCGACACUCCUGGAUCUGAACAAGGAGCGUCUGCACAGAGCGAACUUCCCGGACCGGGUCAAGUCAUUCGCGGGGACACUCUCUGGCCUCCAAACAGACCCCGAUCAAACGGUAGACUAUUACACCCUGAGAUUGCUCGAGAACCUACAGUGUGCAAGUCGAAAGGGUCCCCGGGAGUACAUCGAGAGCGACGCGGAGAAGAGGGACGCGGACCGCAGUAUCGGAAACCUAAACGCGCUGAACAUGACUUUUGGUGACGUCACCAUGGAACUUGGUAAUCAUAAACAUAACACUAAUCCACCCGUGAGAGCAACAUUACGGGCUUGGGAGUCAGAUGAUGAUGAUGAUAAAAAAGGCUAAGUUUUUCAAAUAGUUAUAGUUCUAUUUUUGGCAUCAAUAUUUUUAUGCAAAACCUUUCAUUGUGUGUUUUUAUGUAGAGUAUUCAGAUUUUAUUUAUUUAUGGCGUAAUGCAAUCAGUAACAUGAGCACUCCUGUUGGUGUCAACAUUUAAAGUAUUUUCUCUAAUACAACAUUUAUCUUUAUAGCUCACCAAGUGAUGAACAUAAAGAACCAAACAAAUCUGUUGAAAAAAUAUAUUGGAAUUUGAGGAAAAUAAAAUGGCUGCACUGUUAAAUAUACCGUACGCGUAUUGGAUGGAUUGCAAUCACUCGGGGAAAUUGGUUUAAACUUGGUUUUUAACUCGAUUUUUUGUCUUCACAUUUAUGAUUCAUUAAUUAUGUAUUGGACAGGACUGGUAGAGCUGGGGAAAAUAGACACAGACAGUGUUCACAUGAAAUGACAAACUUGUGAGAAUUCGGCCUUUUUUGUUGUGGGAGCAAAUUCUGAAGACAGAAAAUAGUGGACAACCGUGCUCAAGUUUUGGCUAUAUUCACACAUUUUCCUUAAUUGUGGUUUUCAGAACUUAAAUCAGCUGUUUCCAUUUUUGUUUUCAGAACAGUUAUUUGGAACAUGACUUCAUUUCAGACGUACACAAUUUCACAGAAAAUGGUUCCAGUAAGAACUUAAAGGCAGUGGACACUAUUGGUAGUUACUCAAAUAAUUAUUAG